AUGAUGUGGUCCAACUUCUUCAUGCAAGAGGAGGACCGGCGGCGCGGGGUCACCGGGCUGCGCAGGGCCCGGCCGCGGUCCAGGCUGACGCCGGAGCUGGAGGGCAAGACCAAGCUGGUGCUGCUGCUGGCCGCCGUGGGCGCCACGCUGGCCGUGCUGGCCGUGGGCACCGAGUUCUGGGUGGAGCUCAACACCUACAAGGCCAAUGGCAGCGCCGUGUGCGAAGCCGCGCACCUGGGGCUGUGGAAGGUCUGCGCCAAGCGCCUGUGGCAGGCCGACGUUCCCGCGGGCAGGGAGACCUGUGGCCCCGCGGAGCUGCCCGGAGAGGCAAACUGCACCUACUUUAAAUUCUUUACCACGGGGGAGAACGCGCACAUAUUCCAGAGAACCACGAAGAAAGAGGUGAAUCUGGCGGCCGCGGUGGUAGCAGUGCUGGGCCUGGUAGCCAUGGCCUUGGGGUGCCUCUGUGUCAUCAUGGUGAUCAGCAAAGGGGCGGAGUUCCUGCUCCGGGUGGGGGCCGUCUGCUUUGGCCUCUCAGGCCUGCUGCUCCUGGCGAGCCUGGAGGUGUUCCGGCAUUCCGUGUACGCCCUGCUGCAGAGCUCCAGCCCCGAGCCGCCCCCCGCCCCCGCCCUCACCUACGAGUACUCCUGGUCCCUGGGCUGCGGCAUGGCGGCCGGCCUGGUCCUGCUGCUGGCGGGGGGCUGCUUUCUGCUGCUCACGCUGCCCUCCCGGCCCUGGGGCUUGCUCUGUCCCAAGCAGGCGCAACGGGCCACCUAG
Messenger RNA from Tupaia belangeri chinensis (Chinese tree shrew), 777 nucleotides. RefSeq names its product calcium voltage-gated channel auxiliary subunit gamma 6 (gene CACNG6). Gene Ontology annotation, molecular function: calcium channel regulator activity. The coding region runs from base 1 to 777 and encodes 258 amino acids. Gene Ontology annotation, biological process: regulation of calcium ion transmembrane transport via high voltage-gated calcium channel; calcium ion transport. Lineage: Eukaryota; Metazoa; Chordata; Mammalia; Scandentia; Tupaiidae. The record is from RefSeq and is a predicted model, not a curated record. Gene Ontology annotation, cellular component: L-type voltage-gated calcium channel complex; membrane. The transcript has 4 exons.